AAUUCACCUCACCGAGCGUUGAUCAACCAUUCCAUCGAUACCCACCGCCAUCCACGGACUCCAUCAAUAAUGGCAAGCAGUCGAUUACUGUCGCUGCUCGUGAUCGCCUUCUCGGGCCUGCUACUGAUCAGCCUGCCUAAUGGGACUGACUCAGCGAAAAUCCUGUGCCUCUUCUCCACGGCCAGUAAGUCGCACGUCCUGGGCACUCAGGCACUGCUGAAGCACCUAGCCCAACGAGGUCAUGAGGUCACCAUGGUCAGUGCCUUUCCGCUGUCAAAGCCGGUCAAAAACUACCGGGAUGUGUACGUGCCGAUUGAGGACUCCUUCGGUCCCAUUAUGGCCAGCUUCAUGAAGGGUGACAGCCGGAACAUGCUCAAAAUCAUGCCGGUCAUUACGCAUGCAUCGCUCGAAAACACCAACUUCACGCUGAACUCGCCGCAGUUCCAGAAACUGAUUAAGGAGGAGAAAUUCGACGUUGCUAUACUGGGGUUCUUUAUGAACGAUUUCGUCGUUGGGGUUCGCUCCUGGCUGAACUGUCCCACGAUUUUGUACUUUUCGGCCGGCUUCAGCAGUAUGAUCAACGUGGUUGGAAAUCCGACGGAGAUUUCCGCCGUUCCGCAUUUGCUUCUGGGCAACAAGAACCCGAUGAGCUUCUUCGACCGAGUAAAGAACGCGCUGAUCUACACGGUUGACUAUGUGAUUACGAAGUUUAUUAGCUACAAAACGCAACCUUACUACGACUACAACUUCCCUGCGGAGAAGGGAUUCCCCUCGUACGAAGAAGCCAAGCGUAAUGUAUCGCUGGUAAUGUUCAACUCGUACUUUACUCAAACCGUCCCAAGACCGUACUUGCCGAAUAUGGUGGAAGUCGGUGGUCUGCAGAUCAAGUCCAAGCCCGAUCCCCUGCCGGAAGACAUCCAAGCAUGGUUGGACGGAGCGAAGGAUGGAGCCAUCUUUCUCAGCUUCGGAUCGAAUCUCAAGAGUUCCAAUCUAAGACAGGACAAAUUCGAUGCUAUCAUUGCCAGCCUUUCGAAGCUAAAGCAACGCAUCAUCUGGAAGUGGGAUUCGGAAGAUAUGCCCAGCAAGCCGGCGAAUGUCAUGAUUGGAAAGUGGUUGCCACAGGACGACAUCCUGGCUCACAAGAACUUGAAGCUGUUUGUGACACACGGUGGGCUGGGAAGUAUCACGGAAUCGAUGUACCACGGAGUUCCGAUCGUGGGAAUGCCCAUGUUUGGCGAUCAGGAUACUAAUGUGGCACAGGUGGUCAAGGAAGGAUGGGGCGCAUCGGUUUCGUUCGAUGAUAUAACGGAGCAGCAGUUGACGGGAGCGAUUCGGGAGGUAUUGGAAAAUCCGAAGUACGCCGAGCAGGUACAGACCAUGGCUGCGUUGUACAAGGACCGACCGCAGUCGUCGAUGGAUUUGGCAACGUAUUGGGUGGAAUAUGUGAUCCGCCAUAAAGGAGCGCCACAUCUGCACUACCAGGGCUCGGAUUUGAAUGUUCUGCAGCGCUACUUGGUGGAUGUGAUGGCGUUUUUGGGCGCCGCGGUGUUUGUGGCCCUGAAGGUGGUUGGUUUUGCGCUGUGUCGAAUCAAGCGGAUGAUUUGCGGCGGAGGGCAGAAGAAGCAGAAGCAGAAGCAGAAGCAGAAGAGACAUUAGAUUAGAGGAUGAAGGUAGGUUAAGGCUCACACGGGUAAGGCAACAU
Molecule: messenger RNA, 1702 nt
Organism: Ochlerotatus camptorhynchus
Lineage: Eukaryota; Metazoa; Arthropoda; Insecta; Diptera; Culicidae
Product: UDP-glycosyltransferase UGT4-like
Exons: 3
Coding region: 70-1656 (528 amino acids)
Molecular function (GO): UDP-glycosyltransferase activity
Source: RefSeq, a predicted model, not a curated record